This is a messenger RNA of Apodemus sylvaticus (European woodmouse), 2073 nucleotides long. RefSeq names its product kelch like family member 30 (gene Klhl30). Gene Ontology annotation, molecular function: protein binding. NCBI's taxonomy places the organism in Eukaryota, Metazoa, Chordata, Mammalia, Rodentia, Muridae. The transcript has 7 exons. The record is from RefSeq and is a predicted model, not a curated record. The coding region runs from base 62 to 1804 and encodes 580 amino acids.
GCCCCAGGAACUACUUCCAGAAAAGAGGGUGAGCUACAAAGGUCUCUGUGAGCACUGCAUCAUGGUGAGGAAUGUAGAUGACCUGGACUUUCAUCUGCCUUCACACGCCCAAGACAUGCUGGAAGGCCUGCAGCGUCUGCGCUCCCUGCCCAAGCUGGCCGAUGUCACGCUGCUGGUUGGUGACCAGGAGCUGCCCUGCCACCGCAGCCUGCUGGCGCUCAACAGCCCCUACUUCCACGCCAUGUUUGCCGGAGACUUCGCUGAGAGCUUCUCAGCACGCGUGGAGCUGCAAGACGUAGAGCCGGCUGCCGUGGGGCAGCUGGUCGACUUCGUGUACACGGGCCGGCUGACUGUCACUCAGACUAACGUGGAGGCACUGACCCGCUCCGCCUCACGCCUGUACUUCCCCACGGUACAGAAGGUCUGCGGCCGAUACCUCCAGCAGCAGCUGGAUGCUACCAACUGUCUGGGCAUCUGCGAGUUUGGGGAGCAGCAAGGCCUGUCGGGUGUGGCUGCCAAAGCCUGGGCCUUCCUGCGGGAGAACUUUGAGGCGGUGGCCCAAGAGGAUGAAUUCUUGCAGUUGCCAAGAGACCGGCUGGCCACCUGUCUGGCCAGCGACCUGCUGCAGGUACAACCAGAGCAGAGUCGGCUUGAGGCCCUGCUGCGCUGGGUGCGCCAUGACCCCCAGGACCGGGCUGCCCACCUGCCCGAGCUCCUCAGCCUGGUGCACCUCGAUGCCGUGCCGAGGCCCUGCGUGCAGCAGUUGCUCGCUACAGAGCCACUGAUCCAGGAGUCAGAGGCGUGUCAGGAGGCCCUGUCUCAGGGCCACAGUGCGGCGCUUCCUGGCCUCCCACAGAAGAUGCAGGAGGUACUGGUGGUCGUAGGAGGACGGGCGCUGGAGGAGGAGGAGGAGGGUGAGGAGCCCAGCCCCCACACAGGGAACUUUGCCUUCUACAACACCAAGGCCAGGCAGUGGAUGGCACUUCCGGAUUUCCCCGAUUACCACAAGUGGGGAUUCUCCCUGGCCGCACUCAACAGUGAUGUCUACGUCACAGGUGGCUCACGGGGCACCAAAACAGAUACCUGGUCGACCACCCAAGCCUGGUGCUUCCCGCUGAAGGAAGCUCUCUGGAAGCCUGUGGCACCCAUGCUGAAGGCCCGCACGAACCAUGCCAGUACAGCGCUGAAUGGAGAGAUCUAUGCUAUCGGUGGCACCGCCCUGGACGCCGUAGAAGUAGAACGCUAUGAUCCCUAUACGAACAGCUGGGCUCCUGUCAGGCCAGCCCCCAAGUAUGUCAGCAACUUCUCGGCUGCCAGCUGCCAGGGCCGCCUCUACCUGGUGGGCUCCAGUGCCUGCAAGUACAACAUGCUAGCUCUCCAGUGCUACAGCCCCGUGACAGAUGCGUGGAGUGUCAUCGCUUCACCUUUCCUGCCUAAGUACCUGUCCUCUCCACGUUGUGCUGCCCUCAAUGGAGCCCUGUAUCUCAUCGGUGACAACACCAAGAAGGUCUAUGUGUAUGACCCGGGGGCCAACCUGUGGCAAAAGGUGCAGUCCCAGCACAGCCUACACGAGAACGGCGCAUUGGUGCCUCUGGGUGACCUGUUGUACGUGACGGGUGGCCGCUGGCAAGGCAUGGAGGGAGACUACCACGUGGAGAUGGAGGCCUACGACACCGUGAGAGACGCCUGGGCCCGCCACGGCUCCCUGCCCCGGCUCUGGCUCUACCAUGGGGCCUCUACCAUCUUUCUGGACAUCUCCAAAUGGACACAGCCCUUCAGCCCCACUGCCCCUCAGGAGCACUAGGGGAGGGAGGAGUUCCUGGCUCUGUUCCUCAUGGUCCUGCAGAAUGCCACCCCACCCUCACCCCACCCCACCCCCGCCACCCUUUAUGCUCGUCCUCUGUCUACUGUGAGUUGCUGCCCCCUCCAGGGCAUGGGCUGGGCUCAGUAUCAGAUGACAUAGCUCUGGGGCUACCAACUUUGCCACCAGCUGGAAGAGUGAGACCCUGAUACUCAACUCACAUGCAGCGGGGAGGGGAGGAGCUCUGCUGUCCCUGAAGACCUCAGAGAAAG